Molecule: messenger RNA, 672 nt
Organism: Meloidogyne enterolobii
Lineage: Eukaryota; Metazoa; Nematoda; Chromadorea; Rhabditida; Meloidogynidae
Source: the annotation of a GenBank genome assembly
AUGAUUCAAGACCAAUCAAGUUGUGGAGAUUGUUGGGCUGUCUCCACUGCCUCUGCUUUAACUGAUCGUUAUUGUAUUAGUCAAGUAAAAAAGGGGAAUUCAGCACCUUUAAAGACAAAUCCAUCCGUAUAUUUCUCAGCGCUAGAGUUGAUGAGUUGUACUCCUGGAAUGUGGGGAUGUGAUGGAGGUGAUCCUUACUAUGCAUGGAAAUAUACACAGACUUCCGGUCUUGUUACUGGAACAAAUUAUACUUGGAACAGUGGAUGUAAACCAUAUCCAUUCCCUCCCCAUGGAUCAACUGAAUACACUGCUCCGUCCUGUGUCUCUUCAUGUACAUCGAGUACUUGGAAUGUUGCUUAUACCCAAGAUAAAAAAUAUACUAAAACAACAGGUUAUAUUCAAAGUAAUGUAGCAGCCAUUCAAAAUGAAAUAAUGGCUAAUGGUUCUGUUGUAGCUGCUUUCGAUCAAACUUCUGAUGUUUAUGUAGGCGGACAUGCCGUUAGAAUGAUUGGUUGGGGUACAGACACUUAUCCAGACGGAACACAUUUGGAUUAUUGGUUGUGUGCCAACCAAUGGAAUUAUGAUUGGGGAAUGAAUGGAUAUUUCAAAAUUGCUAGAGGUGUGGAUGAAUGUGGAAUUGAAUCCUCGGAAAUUUCUUUUGGAACUUUUUAA